Molecule: messenger RNA, 1763 nt
Organism: Pomacea canaliculata
Lineage: Eukaryota; Metazoa; Mollusca; Gastropoda; Architaenioglossa; Ampullariidae
Product: protein draper-like
Exons: 13
Coding region: 58-1644 (528 amino acids)
Molecular function (GO): scavenger receptor activity
Source: RefSeq, a predicted model, not a curated record
GUCGUAUUGAAAGUGAGAUUUACGAUGUCAGAGACAAGGAAGUGAUAAGAUUCGUGGAUGGAGACCAUGGCGGACUGUAGGUGUGUGCAGGUGUUUAUGUUCUGUGUCUUUACACAAAUAUUCCUUCAGUGUGUUGCCCAGAACACACACAUGAAAAAUGUGGCACAAAACAAACCAUGUGGCAUAAGCACCAUGUACAGUACCUCUAACAACUGCUCAGCAGCUUUAAAUGGAAACACAAACACUAUUUACGACGAAAAUCUACCCAACUGUAUCCACACGGAGGAGAACGACACGUCACCUUUCUGGUGGGUGGACCUGGGACAGAAGGUCACCAUCAGCAUGAUCACCAUCUACGGACGGAAAGGCUAUAUAGAUAGAAUGCGUUGUGUUAACGUAUCUGUCGAUGGAGUUGUCAUCGAAAGAUUCACAGAUGUGAGUGGUUGGACCAACGAUACAUACACCAUCCCUGUGCUUCGUAGUGGGCAAGGGGUCAAAGUCACUAAAGACUGUAACAGUACCGGACCUGCGAUCAACAUCUGUGAGGUACAGGUGUGGGAAUGUAUUGAUGGUUAUUAUGGAACCAACUGCUCACAGACCUGUGGAAAGUGUGACAAAAAGUCUGCCUGUAACAAGACGACAGGCUGGUGUACAUCAUGUCAAACAGGAUUCAACUCUCCUCUCUGUAAUGAAUGUGUUGACGGUAGGUAUGGAACCGACUGCUCAAAGACCUGUGGAAACUGCAUCACUAGUUCUGAUUGUAACAAGACUACAGGCAUGUGUACAUCAUGUAAAACAGGAUUCAACAUUCCACACUGCAAAGAAUGUGUUGACGGUAGGUAUGGAGCUGACUGCUCACAAACCUGUGGAAACUGUAUCAUUGCUUCUGAUUGUAACAAGACCACAGGCUGGUGUACAUCGUGUAAAACAGGAUUCAGCCUACCAUACUGUACAGAAUGUGAGAAAGGUUGGUAUGGAAAGAAUUGUACUGAAAAGUGUGGACAUUGUGAGGGAGGUAACUCUACCUGUGACAAGGUAACCGGAAGUUGUACCUCCUGUAGCGGGGCAUUCAAACCACAUCUGUGUAAAGAGAAAUGUGACAGUGGUUGGUAUGGAACCAAUUGUGCUGAAACGUGUGGACAUUGUGUGGGAGGUAACUCUACCUGUGACAAGAUCAACGGAAGUUGUCCCUCCUGUGAGGGGGCAUUUCUUCCGCCUCUGUGUAAAUACAAAUGUGGUACUGGAUACUACGGUGAUAACUGCAAUCAGACAUGUGGACAUUGUGUUUUCAACACCACGUGUGAUCCUGAUAAUGGCACGUGUUCAUCUGGCUGCUCAGAGGGCUACAAGGAGGGUCUGUGUGUUGAAUGCAGAACUGGACACUACGGUGAGAACUGCUCCCAGCUGUGUGGACAUUGUCGUCAGGACACCACGUGUGAUCCUGAUAACGGCACUGCCUUGAUGGCUGCUUACUGGGCUUCAAACCUGGUCUUUGUACUGAAUGUGAUUCUAGAUUUUACGGUGAGAACUGCGAUGUCACGUGUGGAUACUGUCUUGUCAACACCACCUGUGAUCCUGUUAACGGUACCUGCCUUUCAGGAUGUUCAGAUGGCUACAGAGGAAAUCUUUGUAAGGAGGCGAUGACAUCAAGUUCCACGGAAUCCAGCGAAGUCGGUGCAAUCAUUGGUGGUGUGUUGGCGGUUAUUGUUGCUGCAGUCGUUGUAGUGAUCGUCUUUAUGUGGUUAAGGCGAAGACAAAGAAAG